Didymodactylos carnosus is the source of this 139-nucleotide messenger RNA. The record is from the annotation of a GenBank genome assembly. NCBI's taxonomy places the organism in Eukaryota, Metazoa, Rotifera, Eurotatoria, Philodinida, Philodinidae.
AUGGCAUCCGACAAAAAAUUAUAUCGUGAACAAUCUCAAGUAUCCAUUGAUAGUCAUCCUCGUUUUCAUUUAUCUCCUGUACCCAGUGAUGAAGAAGAUGAUGAUGCCGAUGAAGGUGACAAACUCAUGUAUUUAUCAU